Messenger RNA from Pipistrellus nathusii (Nathusius's pipistrelle), 1485 nucleotides. Lineage: Eukaryota; Metazoa; Chordata; Mammalia; Chiroptera; Vespertilionidae. The record is from the annotation of a GenBank genome assembly.
AUGGGGCUGCUGGGAAUCACUACUCCUGUUUUUAUUAUUUUUGUUAUUUGCCUGGUUUUCCUUUGGGUGUGGAAAGAAGGUCGCAAAUGGGGACGGCUACCACCGGGCCCAACUCCCCUUCCCAUCAUUGGGAAUCUGAUGCAGCUAAACCUGAAGGACGUCCCUGCAUCUCUCUGCGAGUUAGCCAAAGAGUACGGCCCUGUUUACACGUUGUACCUUGGACCCACACCCAUUGUGGUCUUACAUGGAUAUGAGGUGGUGAAGGAAGCUCUGAUCGAUCAGGGUGAUGAAUUCCUUGGCAGAGGACCUAUUCCAAUUAUCUCAGAUUUCCAAAAAGGACAUGGAAUCCUUUUCAGCAAUGGAGAGACGUGGAAGCAGAUGCGACGCUUUUCCCUCAUGACCCUGAGGAACUUCGGGAUGGGGAAGAGGGACACCGAGGAGAGGGUCCAGGAGGAAGCUCAGUGCCUGGUGGAGGAGCUCAGAAAAACAGAGGCUCAGCCUUUUGACCCUACUUCCAUCCUUUCACUUGCUGUCUGCAAUGUAAUCUGCUCCACCCUCUUCAACGAGCGUUUCCAGUAUGACGAUGAGGAGUUACUUUACCUGAUGAGUUUGUUAAAUGAAAAUUCUAAGAAAUUAAGCUCUGUAUGGAUUCAGAUGUACAAUCUGUGGCCAAAUCUUAUAAAGCAUCUCCCUGGAAACCACAGAUCAUUUUCCAAAAGGAUGACAAAUGUUAAAAAUUUCAUUCUGGGAAAAGUGAAGGAGCAUCAGGAAUCCCUGGAUCAAAAUAACCCUCGAGACUACAUCGAUUGUUUUCUCAGCAAGAUGGAGCAGGAGAAACACAACCCCAUGUCUGAAUUUGACUUGGAGAACUUGGCCACCUGUGGAUCCAACUUGUUUGUGGCAGGAACAGAGACCACCAGUUCCACCCUGAGGUUUGGGCUCCUGCUCCUCAUGAAACAUCCAGAGGUGGAAGCCAAAGUUCAUGAAGAAAUUGACAGUGUGAUUGGACACAACCAGAGGCCCUCCUUGAAGGACAAGAUGAAGAUGCCUUACACAGAGGCUGUGUUGAAUGAGAUACAAAGAUAUGUCUCCCUCCUUCCUUCUAAUUUACCACAUGCUGUGACUAAGGAUACGAAAUUCAGACAAUAUGUCCUCCCCAAGGGCACCACGGUUUUUCCAUUGUUGUCUUCCAUCUUGUAUGACUGCAAGGAGUUCCCCAACCCAGAGAAGUUUGACCCAGGCCACUUUCUGGAUAAAAAUGGCAGGCUCAGGAAGACAGAUUACUUCGUACCCUUUUCCCUUGGAAAACGGGCCUGUGUGGGCGAGGGCCUGGCCCGCGUGGAGCUGUUCCUCUUCCUCACCACCAUUCUGCAAAACUUUUCCCUGAAGCCCCUGGUGGAGCCCAGCGAGCUAGAGACCAAACCCCUUGUAACUGGGUUUCUCAACAUUCCCCAGCCUUUCAAGCUGUGCCUUCUUCCUAGAUGA